Messenger RNA from Bradysia coprophila, 1226 nucleotides. RefSeq names its product E3 SUMO-protein ligase ZBED1-like. The record is from RefSeq and is a predicted model, not a curated record. NCBI's taxonomy places the organism in Eukaryota, Metazoa, Arthropoda, Insecta, Diptera, Sciaridae.
AUGAAAAAUAUCAAUAAGGCAUUGAUGUACAAAUAUGAAGAUUUGCGGAAAACGCAUGAUGACGAAUAUAACAAAACCCUCUAUCGUAUAUUCAGCGAGCUCGAAAACAUAUCUGAACUAUUGGAAACAUCAGAAUUCAUAAUCUCAGAUUUUGAUAUAGAAGAAGAUGAUGCUGAAAUAGUGAAACGAUUUUCUACCGAUCAAGUGAGACGUGCCACUCAAUUUACAACGAUAAAGAAUUCAAAUGCGACCCGUUGGAACAGUUUUCUGACUAUGCUGAAUAGCUUCGACAAAAAUAUAGAUGUUAUAAACAACUGCCUGGAACGGGCGAAGAAGUACCACUUGAUUUUAUCGGACACGGAGCAUAACGUCGUAAAGGAAUUUGUUAAAAUUCUUGGUGUAUUCGAAAAAGCCACAGACGUAUUCCAAGGAUCGAAAUAUGCAACGCUCAACAUGACGUUAAUUUUUUACAUUGAGAUAAAAGAGAACUUAAAUAAACUUUCGAAAGAGAAGUCUUUAUCACCACUCGGUAGACGCGCCGUUACGAUACUUUUGGACAACUUUGAUAAACGGUUCAAAUUGGACGAUGAUAUGGUCUUGGCGGCAUUUUUAGAUCCGUCGAUGCAGCACUUAGGGCAAAUUAAAGACUAUUUUACUAAAAAUGAUAUUGACGUUGCUGAAAUUUUGCUUGAUAAGUGGCAGAAGUACGAAUUAUCGCUAAGCGAAGGUAAAUCACAGUCUUCACAGUCGGAUGAGAAACAAGGACGCAAAAGAGAAUCAACACAGCAAAUGGGAAAUGAUGUCAAACGAAUUCGAUUAGAAUUAAUCGAAAAGCAUUGUGCAGCUAGUGCAGCAGUUUCAGAUUCUCCUAUCAAUUGUAUUAGGAGGGAAUUGAGCAAAUACACCUCGGUGAUAGGUGUUUUGGAGGACCCAUUAAUAUGGUGGGCGACAAAUCAAAAACAGUAUCCGUACAUGAGUACAAUCUCAAAAGUAAUUUUAUCUUUUAUGGCAACCUCUGCUAUCGUUGAGAGAUUCUUUUCGGUAGCAGGAAUUCUGAUGACAAAACACAAAUCUAACUUAAAUCCAAUUACGAUGCAAAAAAUUUUAUUCAUUCAUGAAAACUUUGAUCUCGUCAAGGAGCACUUCGAGUUUUAGUUCUCUAUUUUUAGUAUUUUUAGUAUUAACUUUAACUUUAUAAUCGAACCUAUGAAUGUGUUCAAUCGUUC